AUGGAAGGGAGCGGCGAUGGCGGUGGGGCGCAUCCGGGCCUGACCACGGCUCCGGGCGGGGAAGGCGACGGCUGCGAGGGGCUGUGGGAGCUGCCGGUGGAGCACUGCGAGAGGCGGCCCGUCUGCGGACGCUGCAGGUAUCCUGAAUUAGCAACUGUGUGCAGAAAUUCCAAUACUCUAAUUUUGUAUCCUGGAGCUGAUGCAACCAACUUGGAGGAAGUGGCAAUGAUGUCUUCUAGUCCAUCUGUUAUGAUCAUCAUCGAUGGAACAUGGAGUCAGGCCAAAGAUAUAUUUUACAAAAAUUCUCUCUUCCGCCUUCCCAAGCAGGUGCAGUUAAAACCCAGUAUUUCAAGUCAAUAUGUAAUUCGUACACAACCAACAAACACCUGUCUGUCUACUCUUGAAUGUGCAGCUGUUGCUCUUUCCAUCAUGGAAAAAAAUAAGAGUAUACAAGAGACUAUACUCCAUCCGCUUCAAGCUUUAUGCUCUUUCCAACUUCAGUAUGGUGCCCAGAUCCAUCACAGCAAAGAGCAUCUUCUCAAAAAUGGCUUAUAUGACAAGCCCAUGCCAAAGAAUAAACGCAAACUCAGGAGGAUGGAGCUUCUGGUGAAUAACGUUAAAAUAUAAGACAACUGUACUGACUGUACAGUAGGAUUUAUUUUCAGCUAGCAAAUGAAUAUGAAUCUGGAUUUGAUCCAAACAGUUGACUACACGGUAAUAAAACAUCUUUUAGGCCCUUCUUAGGCAAGAGUUUAUCUACCAAUGUGACAAACAGUAAUGGACAAGCUUUUUCAUAUAUACAGUAAGCCAGGUGCCUUUGUUCAGAUGAUGGAAGAGCAUUCUCAUUUCCUGUAGAGAAGAGGAAGAAAACGGAACAUAAUUUAGACUUAUGUUAUCACUUGGGUGUCAGAUAUGAUCCUCCAUAUGACUGGAUACAUUUAUUUUGGAGAGGCUUUUAUCAAUACAAAAAAGACAAGAAAUACGAAUAUGGAUGUGAUGGAAUGGUAAGGCUUCAGCAGUUAGAAUUAUGUUUCAUUUCUACUGAGAUUUUUAGCUUCAGUAUCUAAUUACAGUAGGCGUUUAAACCAUAAUUCCUUAAAUUCUUUAGUUCAGAUGAGCAUAAGGCAUGUUAUUUGGACAGUUCUUUCUAACUUGGAGAUUUUUAUUUCUUGUAUUAUUAGAACACCUUUUUGUAAAUUUACAUAUAUUUUACAAUGCAGCCGGCUUUUGUUUCUCUCAGACUUAAUUUUUAAAUUAAAUAUGCAUAUGUUUUUACGAGAAAUGAAACAAUUCUGAGUUAGAAAAAGAAAAGUAGAAAAAGUAAUUUUUGGAAUUAUAACUCGGAUGCUUUGUUUACUUGAGCAAAAACUAGUCUUCCACAGAUAGGGAGAUCUCAUGGAUAUAAAUACAUCAUACCCAUACUCUGACGUUCAAUGAUUUUGCAACUGAAGGAAUUAAACAAGCCCAGAGUAAAUCACUCUGUAGGAAGUAUGAUGGAAUGUCAAAUGAUUAUGUCUGGUUACAACCAACUAACAUAAUUACAGAUCCUCUAGACUUCAUGUGUUUAGGUUUUCACUUCUAACUGUGAUAUAACUGUACUUCUUUCUAAUGGGAAUUGCUAGAAGCAGAAGAAUUGGCUACUUUUUACAGGCUUUCUAAUAAUAUUUUAUGAUCUGGUGGGAAAAGUAAAUUGAAGUAAAUGUUCUGAUAAUCCUUUCUUCUACAUAAAUGCCUCCUGCAUUAAAGAGAUUAAAAUGUGUAAUGUUUGUCUUUAGUGUCAGUUCCACUCUAGGUAACAACAUGAAGCUAACUGGGUACUAAUUAAUCUUAGAAAAAGAUAUUUUGUCUUUAAUUUAUGAUCUGUAAGACAAGAAACUACAAAGUGGUGUGGGGAUAGGGUGAGGGGUUGUGUAAGCACAACUAACCAAUAUUGUACUGAAAGCUUUUCUGCAAUUAAUAAGAGAGGUCAAAAUUAGGUCAGAGAUUAGCUAAGAAGUUUUAGUUAACCCUGAGCUAAUAGUGACCUUUUGUUCAGGCAGGAUAAACAAUAUAAUUUGUUGGGCUAUAGCUUAUAUAACCUUUUUCUCUUCUCCCAGUUUAGAUAAAGCCUGUAUCUGUCACUAAAUUCAGCAAAGCUGAAUUAGUUUUGACAUAUCUGAAGCAAAACAGUCUCAUAUGAUUAAUGAUAGUGUAGAUGCACUUUUGGUUCACAUUGGAACAGAGAAAAGGCAUGUUUAUUCCUGUAGCACACUAAUCUCCAGGCUAACUUGGAGUCUGAAAUUACAAUCUUGAGCAAUUUGUGUGUACAGCCUUGUGUGUGAUGCUAUGUCCAGUUCCAGGGUUGAUACGGCUCCAGCUGGGCUGGUAAUCUUCCUUCCCUGUGCCCUGGAACAUGGUCAAUAAUUCCUUGAGGAAGCAUGGGUAUCGAUUAAGCUUUUAUUGUUAAUGUCAUUUUUGGAUGUCCUAUAUGGAUGAUGUUCACUUUUAAUGUUGUAUAUGUUAAUUUAAUUUACCUUAUUUUAAAUCCAUCUCAAGCAGCAGUAUAUCUUUUGACCUACAUUGUGAAGUUUAAUUUCCUAGGCAGAAGACGAAGUGUGUCUUUAUAUAAUAUGUGAGUUUAUAUUAUAGAGAGCAGAAAGAAAUUUGUGUUAUAGCCUGGGAUUCAUAGGCAUCUGCAAAAUGCCUUAGAAUUACAGGAUCAGAGAAAUAGUUGCCUUAAUUCAGUUAUAAUCCUACAUUAAAUACUCUUGUGCAUGCAAUCUCAUGUUUUUCAGCAAAGAACAAAUUCUGCACAGCUUACAGUAAGCACUUUUUAGCUUUGUUGAUUCCCCUUCUUUUAAUUUUGCUCCUGUGGAUAACAGGAUUUUGUAGGAUCUCAAGCUGGAUGCAUGGAAGCCUUUAAUUGCUAAUUUCCUUUGUUGUACAAUAGUAGAUCAAUCAAUAUGCAACAGUUACUGAAGAAGUUAAAAGCAAUGCAUUGCAAACCUCCAGGCAUUUUAUUUUUUUGAGUUUUUUGUAUGUCAUCUAUAAUGUAGUGAAUGUUUAGGUGCAGCACAGCAGUCACUUGGAGUUCUGAUUCAGAUGUUUGAAGCUAAUAAAUAUAAAACACUAUACUUUUUAGGUAGAACAUGCAUGAUUUUAAAAAUGUGCUCAGUGUAAGAGGGAGAAUUUAGAAAGUUUGUUUUCAGGUCUUUUGGAUUAAAUAUUUGCCAAUAAAUACAUUACCUCAAAGGAAUGACUCUCAAAUCCAAACUCUCUUGACAGAAGCUGUGUGUGAUGAAGUAGCACUCUUUGUGAGCAAUCUCAUUAGAAUGAGUUUAAUUUGCAAUUUUAUUUGUAAUGGUAAAUGCGUUUCAUUUUUCCCUUACCAAAAGAUUAAUGAGUGAGACCCACCAGUCUAACAAGAUAUUGAUUAGAAAGGAAGGAAUGUGUUUGCUUCUCAUGUUUUUUCCUUUGUCCUUGUCCACUUCAUACUUCCAAAUAUUGCUACCAAUAUGAAAUCUGCCUUCUAGUGCCCCAAUGUCAUGUGUUGGGAAAUUGGUGACAUGGAUAGUAUAGACUUUUGAACAGAUGCAAAUAUUUUUCAAAGGUGAGCACUGUUAAUUCACCAUAUUUUCAUAGUCUGUAGGGAAAAAAAAAAAAAAAGGAAAUGUUUUAAAAUUAGAACACAAAACACACCUCCCCUUUUGUUUAGAAAGCUUUCAUAUUAAAGAGAUGCUUAGGACAAACAUAAAUGUAUUUUUCUUCAAGAUUCUUCUUUUGCUGCCUCAUAACCCCAUACUACAAAUAAAUUACUCUUUUAUUAGUUUUUCUUGAGAUAAAAGGGAAACUUUUCAACUGACUUCAAAGGAGACAAAAAUUAUUUUAAGACCAGGGAUUUUAUUAUCAACUGCUACA
Molecule: messenger RNA, 3897 nt
Organism: Hirundo rustica (Barn swallow)
Lineage: Eukaryota; Metazoa; Chordata; Aves; Passeriformes; Hirundinidae
Gene: DTWD2
Product: DTW domain containing 2
Exons: 4
Coding region: 1-627 (208 amino acids)
Source: RefSeq, a predicted model, not a curated record